Chanos chanos (milkfish) is the source of this 2898-nucleotide messenger RNA. It is a transcript of the gene pklr, whose product is annotated as pyruvate kinase L/R. Gene Ontology annotation, molecular function: magnesium ion binding; pyruvate kinase activity; potassium ion binding. NCBI's taxonomy places the organism in Eukaryota, Metazoa, Chordata, Actinopteri, Gonorynchiformes, Chanidae. Gene Ontology annotation, biological process: glycolytic process. The record is from RefSeq and is a predicted model, not a curated record.
ACACCGGGUCACUGAAAGGGUACGGGGUGGGAAAAAUAAGAGAUAAAGACGGAAAGAAGAAUUCCGGGGAGAUAGAGUGAGACAGGGGGACCCAGCGAGAAACAAAAGACGAGGCAAAUGCCUCUUUAAAGAUUUUCCCUUGGAUGAAAGGACGAAAAACGAUUAGGAUUCGUCUGUUGAUCGAUAGAACUGAGGCAGAAACACAGAACCCGUAAUUGCCAACGGAACCGACAUAGUCCCAUCAUUAGACAUAAUGGGAGCGCGUAUCAGACGUUACUCUGACGUCAUGGCCCUGCCAGAUUCGUUCAUCCAGAAACAGCAGCUGGACGCUUCCAUGGCUGACACCUUCCUGGAGCACCUCUGUCUCCUGGACAUCGACCAGGAGCCAAUCACAGCCCGCAACACAAGCAUCAUCUGCACCAUCGGCCCCGCCUCUCGUUCGGUGCCUAAACUCCAGGAGAUGGUGAAAACCGGGAUGAAUAUCGCCCGUCUUAACUUCUCUCACGGUUCUCAUGAGUAUCAUGGUGAGACGAUCCGUAACAUCCGUGAGGCUGUGGAAACGUUGACCUCUGACCCGCUGUGCUAUCGGCCCGUGGCCAUUGCUCUGGAUACGAAGGGUCCAGAGAUCCGAACAGGGCUGGUUAGAGGGCGUGCAGAGGAGGAGGUGAAACUGGAGCGAGGGGCGUCGGUGCGGGUGGUUACCGCGGAAGCGGACCGGGAUAAGACGGAUGGCUCAGUCAUAUGGGUGGAUUAUUCCAGUCUUCCCAAAGUGGUCAAACUGGGUAGCAGAAUCUUCAUUGACGACGGCCUGAUUGGCCUCAAAGUACUCAAUAUAGGUGAGGACUGGGUGGAGACUCGGGUGGAGAACGGCGGCACCCUCAGCAGCCGAAAGGGCGUGAACCUGCCGGGGGCGGAGCUUAUCAACCUCCCGGCCGUGAGCCAACGGGACGAGGCGGAUUUGCAGUUUGGGGUGGAGCAGGGCGUGGACAUGGUCUUCGCCUCAUUCAUCCGCUGCGCCGAGGAUGUGCAGGCCGUCCGACAGGCGCUGGGACUCAAGGGCAAAAACAUCAAAGUCAUCAGCAAAGUGGAGAGCAGACAAGGAGUGCUGAAUUUCGAGGAGAUUCUAAAGGAGAGCGAUGGAGUGAUGGUUGCCCGUGGCGACCUGGGGAUUGAGAUUCCCGCAGAGAAAGUCUUCAUCGCUCAGAAGAUGAUGAUCGGACGCUGCAACUCAGCCGGAAAACCAGUCAUCUGUGCCACGCAGAUGUUGGAGAGUAUGGUGUCUCACCCCAGGCCUACGCGGGCAGAGAGCAGUGACGUGGCCAACGCGGUGCUGGACGGUGCUGACUGUGUGAUGCUCUCUGCUGAAACAGCCAAGGGACGUUUCCCCGUGGAGGCAGUGGCCAUGAUGCACUCGAUCUGUCGGGAGGCGGAGGCAGCUAUAUUCCAUCAGCAGCUGUUUGAGGAGCUGCGGCGUUUGACCCCUCUGUCCUCUGACCCCACAGAGGUCACGGCUAUAGGCGCAGUAGAGUCCUCAUUCAAAUGCUGUGCGGGAGCCAUCAUAGUACUCACCACCUCUGGCAGGUCGUCUCACCUGUUGUCACGGUACCGGCCUCGCUGUCCUAUCAUCGCCGUGACGCGGAACGCUCAGGUCGCUCGCCAGUCACAGCUGCUGCGGGGUGUUUUCCCCGCCCUCUUCCAUGACCCGCCCGCCAAGGUCUGGGCCGAUGACGUCGACGACCGUGUGACCUUUGGCAUGGACAUAGGUAAAGCAAGAGGUUUCUUUAAACCCGGUGACAUGGUGAUUGUAGUGACUGGAUGGAGCCCAGGAUCCGGACACACCAAUAUCAUGAGGGCCGUCACUGUGCAAUAAAACCCCUGCUCUGAUUCGUUAGAGGCUUUGACUGACAGUCUUGUGAGCCAGUGACAAACUAACCGACCGACUGAUUCACUAAUGUCCUGACUGACUCACUCACUUACAAUAACAAUGACUCAGGCAUUCAUUUUUAUGCAGUGGAAAUAAAACUCACUAAUUCAAUUCACAAACUAAACAUAUAAAUAAACUCAAAAAGAAAAUGUCACAAAAAUGACCUUUUGGUAGGGAGGAAAACCUUUAUAGUACGCGUCACCGUUGCACAAUAUGACACAGCUGUGUCUAAGCUUCAUCAAUGGUGUGACACAGCAGUUUUGCUUAGAUGGCUGUGCUAUGUCAGCAGUACAUCAAAACUAUGUCACCUCUAUGGUAUUGUUAUGUCACUGCUAUGAUGUGGCAAUUUCAGUUAUCAGUCAGCACCAUGUCAAAACUAUGUCACCUCUGUGUCAUUGUUAUGUCAUUGCUAUGUCACUGUUAAGUCACUGCCUUGUAACACAACUGUUCUGUUAUCGUUAUGUCAAAUGCUGUGUCAACCUCUCUGUCAUUGUUUUGUCACUGCUGUUUGCCUGAUACUGUAGUGCCAGUGUUUGGAUUCAGUUUGUUCACAGUGAAGUCAUAAUGAGCUUUCGUGAUGAUGUCACUUCCUUUUACGUCAUUAUGUCACUGUGAUGUCACAGGUAUGUCACUGCAGAGUCACUUUUGUGCCAGUAUUCCAUCACUCACACACAAGUCAGACUGUCAUCAGUGAGCCUUUAUUAUGACAUAAUUCUCACACACUGGAUCAGAAAUGAUAAUGAGAUUUUCAUUGGCAUUUUACCAUCAAGUGUAAGUGUUUAAGCCUGGGAAUAUGGGACGUGCUUUGGUGAAUUUUUGGAUCGCAGUUUCAAUAAGAUUUUAAUGGUUGUUUUGAUGUGUGUGUGUUUGUUUGUAUUUGUAUGUGUAUGUAUGUUUGUGUGUGUGUUAUAGAGAGUAUGAGUCAUUAAUCACCACAUCUCUCCCUCAAAAUAAAUUUUGAUGAAUGAACCAGA